UUCCUCACUGUUCCCAACCUCCAGCUACCCGUCCCACCUUAUACAUACGAGGCGGAAGAGACGGAGAUGGGAAUCACCUCCUCCUCCUCCAACUCCAACCCGGAACCCAGAGCUAUGGCGCUCGCCAAGGCCAAGGAGAUCGUCGCCUCCGCGCCCGUCGUCGUCUUCAGCAAGUCUUACUGCCCUUUCUGCGUCCGUGUGAAGCAGUUGUUCCAGCAGCUGGGAGCAACCUUUAAGGCCAUUGAAUUGGAUGUGGAAGGUGAUGGAUCUGAGAUCCAGGCUGCACUUAAGGACUGGACUGGACAAAAUACUGUCCCAAAUGUCUUCAUCAAUGGGAAACAUAUUGGCGGCUGUGAUGAUACUAUGGCACUGAACAAUGGAGGUAAGCUGGUGCCUCUGCUGACGGAGGCUGGAGCGAUCUCUGGUUCUGCCUCAAAGACAACUACCACUGCUUAGCUCGACAUGGGAGUUGUCUUGGUUGACAUGUUUAUACCGUUGCCGUGCUAUGAAAUAAAGGUGAUGCUUCGCAAGUCCUGAACUUGUUGCUGUCAAGUAGUAUUGAGUGACUGUUCAGUCCCCGUGCUGAACUUCCCAGACAUCAGUCAAGUUAAUAGUAAUGGGCUAAUGACUCCCUUAAUAUGAACUCUACUUUCGUUC
Messenger RNA from Phragmites australis (common reed), 657 nucleotides. RefSeq names its product glutaredoxin-C6-like. Gene Ontology annotation, cellular component: cytoplasm. Gene Ontology annotation, biological process: cellular response to oxidative stress. NCBI's taxonomy places the organism in Eukaryota, Viridiplantae, Streptophyta, Magnoliopsida, Poales, Poaceae. The record is from RefSeq and is a predicted model, not a curated record. The transcript has 4 exons. Gene Ontology annotation, molecular function: glutathione disulfide oxidoreductase activity. The coding region runs from base 67 to 456 and encodes 129 amino acids.